AUGUCCUCGGCGUCGGGACCGCGCCUCCCCCCCGCUCCCAGCCGCAGCGUCCUCUCGCACGAAAAUGACAAACUGUUUGACCCCGAUGCGUGUCGACACGAGCUGGCAAAGAUGACCGAGCUGGCCUGGCCCAUCGUCUGCUCCGGCUUCCUCUCCUACGGUCUCAGCGUCAUCAGCAUCGCUUUUGUGGGCCGCCUGGGCAAGCUGGAGCUGUCCAUCACCCUGCUGGCCACCAGCUUCUUCAACGUCACAGGCAUGGCCAUCGUCCUAGGGUUUGCAGGCGUGCUGGAGACCGUGUGCGGGCAGGCCUACGGCGCCGCGCACUACCGCGCGGUGGGCCUGGCGCUGCAGCGUGCCGUGCUCAUGGCGCUGGUCCUCUGCAGCGCCAUCACUGCCGGCUGGUUCCACGCCGCGCCGCUGAUGACCAUGCUGGGCCAGGAGCCGGCCAUCGCGGCGGGGGCGGCGCGCUUCCUCUGGCUCAGCUCCCCCGCCCUGUUCGCGGGGGCGCUGUAUGGCGUGCUCACGCGCUACCUGCUGGCCCAGGGCCAGAGCCGGCUGCCCACCUGGUCGGCGGCCAUCGCAGUCCUGCUGGCCCCAGUCUACAACUACCUCCUGGUGCUGCGGGCGGGGUGGGGCCUGGACGGCGCCGCGCUGGCCCUGGACCUCACCGAGGCCACGCUCCUGGUCUCCCUGGCCUGGCUGACGUGGCGCUUCAACAGGGGGCUGGAGGGCACGCCCAAGCAGACCUGGCACGGCUGGAGCUCCGCGGCUCUGCGCGGCUGGGGCUCCUACGUCCGCAUCGGCCUGCCCUCCGUAGCCAUGGUCCUGGUGGAGUGGAGCGCCUUUGAGGUCUGCGUGCUGGAGGCGGGUUGGCUGCCUGACCCUGAGGUCACGCUGGCGGUCAUGGGCGUGUGCCUCAACAUCUCCACCCUCCUCUACAUGCUGCCCGCGGGGCUGUCCGCCGCCUGCUCCACGCGCCUCUUCCUCAUCGCCGUGCUGGUGUUUGGCCGCUUCGGCAUCGUCCAGAUCCUCACCAACGUGCCCGAGGUGAUCUCCCUGGCGGCAGACACGCUGCUGAUCGUGGCCUGCGCCAUUCUGGGGGACGGCAUCAACUGCACGCUGAACGGCAUGCUGCGCGGGUGCGGGCGGCAGACGCUGGGCGCCGUGCUGAACGUCGCCUCCUUCUGGGGCGUGGCCCUGCCCCUGGGCUGGGCCCUCGGCUUCCGCCUCAACUGGGGCGUGCGCGGCCUGUGGUGGGGCCUGGUGACGGGCAACUACCUGCUCACUGCCUCCCUGCUCGUCGUGCUGGCCACAACAGACUGGGGCCACCAGGUGCGCCGCGCCAGCACGCUGACCGAGGGCCUGGAGGCGGGGCCGCCGGCCGAAGAUGAGCGCAACGUCCUUGUGCUCUAG
Molecule: messenger RNA, 1413 nt
Organism: Auxenochlorella protothecoides
Lineage: Eukaryota; Viridiplantae; Chlorophyta; Trebouxiophyceae; Chlorellales; Chlorellaceae
Product: MATE efflux family protein 7
Exons: 5
Coding region: 1-1413 (470 amino acids)
Biological process (GO): xenobiotic detoxification by transmembrane export across the plasma membrane
Cellular component (GO): membrane
Molecular function (GO): xenobiotic transmembrane transporter activity; antiporter activity
Source: RefSeq, a predicted model, not a curated record